Molecule: messenger RNA, 1350 nt
Organism: Engraulis encrasicolus (European anchovy)
Lineage: Eukaryota; Metazoa; Chordata; Actinopteri; Clupeiformes; Engraulidae
Gene: cxcr3.2
Product: chemokine (C-X-C motif) receptor 3, tandem duplicate 2
Exons: 3
Coding region: 191-1330 (379 amino acids)
Biological process (GO): G protein-coupled receptor signaling pathway; positive regulation of cytosolic calcium ion concentration; cell chemotaxis
Cellular component (GO): membrane; external side of plasma membrane
Molecular function (GO): C-C chemokine receptor activity; C-C chemokine binding
Source: RefSeq, a predicted model, not a curated record
CGUCAGGAAGCAGUGAUAUGACUCUUGUUUCCUGUUGGUGGAGGGCAGCGUUGAGUUGGUUCAUUGGAGCAGCGUUCUCAUCCUGAAACAGCUAAUAGACAAUCUUGGAGAGUGAGAAACGCAGAUUAACACUUGUUGGGUGAAGAGGCCAGAAGCAAGUGUGUGGACUCACCAGCUAGGAUCUGUGACCAUGGCAGCUACUACAUAUGAAUAUGACUACUACUACAACGUUUCUUUCCCAAUCGACAUGAAAGACUUUGAGCCCUGUACCGUGGGCGACACUUGGAAGUUCAUCCGCUCCUUCGCGCCGGUGGCCUACGCCGUGGUCUUCGUCCUGGCUCUGGUGGGCAACGUGCUGGUGCUGUGCGUGGUGCGGCGCUACCGGCAGUCCCAGCGCGGGCCCUGCUCCUUCUCGCUGACCGACACCUUCCUGCUGCACCUGGCCGUCUCCGACCUGCUGCUGGCCUGCACGCUGCCCUUCUUCGCUGUGCAGUCCGCGCACGAGUGGGUGUUCGGCACGGUACCCUGCAAGAUGAUGGGCGCCAUGUUCUCGCUCAACAUCUACUGCGGCGUCCUCUUCCUGGCCUGCAUCAGCUUCGACCGCUACCUGGCCAUCGUGCACGCCGUCAACUCCAGCUGGAGGCGCAAUGGCUGCCACGCCCAGGUGGCCUGCGCCGUCAUCUGGGCCCUGUGCCUGGGGCUGGCCGCCAUCGACGUGCAGUACCGGCAGGUGCAGACGGUGCAGAACGGGCUGCAGGUGUGCACCAUGGCGUUCGUCGACGCCCAGACGUCGGUGCAGAUGCAGGUGGGGCUGCAGCUGUCCAACCUGCUGCUGGCCUUCCUGCUGCCGCUGCUGGUCAUGCUCUACUGCUACGUGCGCAUCUUCCGCGCGCUCUGCCACGCCACGCGCCGGCAGAAGCGCAAGUCGCUGCGGCUCAUCGUCUCGCUGGUUGUGGUGUUCGUGGCCUCCUGGGCGCCCUUCAAUGGCUUCCGGCUGCUGGACAGCCUGAUGCUGCUGGGCGUGGUGGAGAAGCACUGCGACGUGAACCGCAUGGUGGACAUCGGCACGGUGGUGGCCGAGAGCAUGGGCCUGGCGCACUGCGCCCUCAACCCGCUGCUCUACGGCUUCGUGGGCGUCAAGUUCCGCCGGGAGCUGGCCCAGAUGUGCAAGGCGGCCCUGGGGCCCCGCGGCAGCUGGAGGGGCUCCAGCGGAGGCAGCGGGGGCGGCGGCAGCAGCUGGUGGCAGGGGUCGUCCUCCAGGCGCCGCACCGUGGGCUCCUUCAGCUCCGUGGAGAGCGAGAACACCUCCUACUUCUCAGUCAUGGUGUAGUCAGUCAAAGCCAGAGACUU